AUGGAAGCACGCUUAGAUGCACGCUUGGAUGCUAAAUUUGAUCAAUUACUUGCAAAGUUAUUGCCUCCCAACGCUUCUCCUGCCAACCCUGCUACUCCUGAUGAUUCUGAUUCUCCUGCUAAUCGUGUUGUACCUAAGUUAGCUGAACCUCAGAAGCGAAAUGUAAUAAAGCCAGACUAUUACAGUGAAGCCAACGGAAAUUCUGAAAUUGACUUGGAUACUGCUUCGAACGUUUCCGCUCCGUCCGUCAAAAACACAAAUAUUCCUGUGAGAAGGGCGCAACAGUCGAAUGACUUACUUCCUGAAAAAUGGUUAUGUGACAUCAACAGACACAACAAGCCCAACAGAAAUGAAUCCAACUUCAGCGAUUGCAUCAUUUACAUUGACUACAUUAUCUCUGAAAUGAAUGCGUAUGUAUUGACGGACGAACAACGUGACCAAUGGUGGAAACUCACAUUGUUGUAUUUACCAGAAGACAUAGUUGCCGAAUAUCCGAAGGGUGCAACGACAACGGCAGACCAGAAGAAUCUUAAGGAAUAUUUACACGAACAAAGGAAACGCAAGCUUGACACUUCUACCUCAUCGAUGGAAAUUUUGCGAACUCGCUUAAAUGAUGACACAUACGUACGGCGCAUCAAAGACGAAGUUGACAAGAUACUUAAAAAGGCUGAUCAACAUCCGUGGGACACUACUGUACAGUUAUUACAGAGUCUUUUUCCACCGUCCUACGACCUUAGAGGUGAACCAGUCUCUGGGAGAAUCAACCUUGCCGCUCUCAACUACAAUCGCAACGCUCAUAAAACAUCUAUUGGCAAUGUCAAACUCGCCUACAUUAAGAUUAUUGAUGACGCUGUUGCUGAGCAGAAGGAACUUGAACGCGUAAUGUCACGCAACAAUUACAACACGAGUGGCCGAAACUACUCCCAACGUACUGAGUCAUCAACACUGGGAACCCAGAGUUCGCAAACUACUGCUCUCUCGCGUUACAAACCACAGCAGCCUAACAAGCCGUUGAUCAAGCCCGUGCGUGCCACACACGAUAUAUCUCGUAACGAAAGCGACAUGCUUGAUGGCUACGAAUACGUCGAGCCCGACCCGGAAACGGAGCAAUAUGCACUACCUAAUCAGGGCUAUUCGGCGUAG
Molecule: messenger RNA, 1143 nt
Organism: Diutina rugosa
Lineage: Eukaryota; Fungi; Ascomycota; Pichiomycetes; Serinales; Debaryomycetaceae
Exons: 1
Coding region: 1-1143 (380 amino acids)
Source: RefSeq, a predicted model, not a curated record